AUGCUUCUCCUUAUUCUCAUCCUUGCAAUUAGCCAAUCUGCUUUGGCAUUUCGAAAGUCGAUGAGACAUCGAGAACCAUGCAAGCAUCUCCAGCUCUAUUACCACGACAUUCUCUUCAAUGGUACAGAUGCUGCAAACGCAACAUCGGCCAUGGUUGCAAACCAGAUAGAUCAGCUUGGCGAUUUCCACUUUGGCAUGCUGGUUGUGUUUGAUGAUCCAGUUACAGCAGACAACCAUCUUCUGUCUCCGCCAGUUGCACGAGCGCAAGGGUUCUAUUUCUACAACAAGAAGGACGGUUACAAUGCAUGGUUUGCCUUCACUUUGGUCUUCAACUCGAGCCAGCACAAGGGCACCAUAAAUAUUAUGGGUGCAGAUUUGAUGGCGGAGAAGAGUCGGGAUUUCUCAGUGGUUGGUGGGACAGGAGACUUUUUCAUGACUCGGGGGAUCGUGACGAUUCAGACUGACACUUUUGAGGGCGACUUCUAUUUUCGCCUCAAGAUGGAUAUUAAGUUAUACGAAUGUUAUUAA
Messenger RNA from Juglans regia (Persian walnut), 528 nucleotides. RefSeq names its product dirigent protein 5-like. The transcript has a single exon. The record is from RefSeq and is a predicted model, not a curated record. The coding region runs from base 1 to 528 and encodes 175 amino acids. NCBI's taxonomy places the organism in Eukaryota, Viridiplantae, Streptophyta, Magnoliopsida, Fagales, Juglandaceae.